AUGACGACAAGUAGUGCUCUCGACGACAGGCAGUCCUCUAGCGGCAGACAGGGCACCGGUGGUCAGUCCCCCCACCUCCGGCAGUGCUCUCGACGGCUCGGAUACUACGGUCAACAAGCAUUUACCAUAGAUGGGUUUCAAAAUUGGAAAAAAGUAGGUGGGAAAAAAUGUGGCUUCUUGAUGCAUAUGGGAACCGAAUGUACAUCUUUCCACAAUGUUGCACAAAAGGGAUGGGAUCAUUUAUUUAAUGAGGCGCAAGAUAUACGAAAUGUAUUUGACAAGUUCACAACUGAAGAGCGUGAGAAAAACAGAAUGAGACUGACGACUUCUAUUUAUUGCGUUCGUUGGUGUGCCUUUCAAGCAGUUGCAUUUAGAGGCUACACCGAGAAGUCAUAUUCCAUUAACAAAGGGAAUUUUCUUGAAAUGUUGGAGGCACUUAGUGAGUUUAGCACCGAGCUUAAAGAGUUAUUUUAUCGUGUUCCCAGAUAUGCAUCAUAUACAUCACCGUUGAUUCAAAAGGAAAUUUUGAAUCUUAUAUCAAAUAAGGUAAGACAAAUGAUUUAUGAGGAGAUUGGUGGUCGAAGAGCAUUUUUUGGACUUGUUCAUGUAUGUGACACUACAUCACAAACACUUAAGGACGGAAUCUAUUCUCUUUUGUCACAUUACAACCUUGAUGUCAAGUCUAUUCGUGAACAAGGGUAUGAUGGUGCAAGCAAUAUGCAAGGUCAGUUCAAAGAUUUGCAAGCCUUGAUUUUAGAAGAUUGUAAAUACGCAUAUUAUGUUCGAUGUCUUGCUCAUCGGUUGCAAUUGGCAUUAAUGGUCGCCUCUCAAAGAGUUGUAGCACUGUGUAAGUUUUUUAUAACGUUGUCUUUUGUUGUCAAUGUUGUUAGUGCUUCCUCCAAAUGUGCCGACCAACUACGAAAUGCACAAGUCGAGAAAAUUGCACACUUGAUUUAUGUUGAUGAAUUGGAGACCGGUAGAGGUCUCAAUCAAAUUGGUACAUUACAGCAAGCCGGAGAUACUAGAUGGAGUUCUCAUCUCAGAUCAAUUUCUAGCAUAAUCAAGAUGUUCAGUCCAACUAGUGAGGUUUUGCUCAAAAAUUUUGAGGAAAGAACUGGGCCAAUCAAAAGAGAUGCAGAUUCGGCAUAUGAGGCUAUGACGACAUUUGAGUUCAUAUUUGUCUUGCAUCUCGAAAGAGAAAUAAUGGAGUAUUGGGUCUGA
Cynara cardunculus var. scolymus (artichoke) is the source of this 1221-nucleotide messenger RNA. Its product is annotated as zinc finger MYM-type protein 1-like. The transcript is spliced from 3 exons. Bases 1 to 1221 code for a protein of 406 amino acids. NCBI's taxonomy places the organism in Eukaryota, Viridiplantae, Streptophyta, Magnoliopsida, Asterales, Asteraceae. The record is from RefSeq and is a predicted model, not a curated record.